This is a messenger RNA of Oppiella nova, 864 nucleotides long. The record is from the annotation of a GenBank genome assembly. NCBI's taxonomy places the organism in Eukaryota, Metazoa, Arthropoda, Arachnida, Sarcoptiformes, Oppiidae.
AUGUCUCAAUACAUGAACUCCCAGUCGUUGGGAUCAACUGAAUCGACGGCAAUGGAGACCAUAACAGGGAUCUGUAAUCUGACAUUAGGCUUGGAUUCAUCAGACUUGUGUAACAAAACGGCUGAAUUGGCAGAAGAGAUAAACGAAGUCGAAGAGAUGUACCGAACGCUGAGUAUAGUAGUGCUCAUCCUUUUUGGGAUUAUCGUAAUCGUGGGUCUAUUUGGGAACGCAUUGGUGGUGAUUGUGGUGGCGUGUAAUCCACAGAUGCGGUCGACGACAAACUUACUUAUAAUCAACUUAGCCAUCGCUGACCUACUCUUCAUUGUGUUUUGUGUACCCUUUACUGCCUGGGCGUACGCUUUUCCUUUCUGGCCGUUUGGAAACGUGUGGUGCAAAAUAGUACAGUACUUGAUCGUGGUCUGUGCCUACGCCAGCAUUUACACUUUGGUGCUGAUGUCAUUGGACCGAUACUUAGCUGUUGCUCAUCCAAUCCAAUCGAUGUCAAUCCGAACCGAAAAGAACGCCUAUUUGGCCAUAUUCUUGAUGUGGAUCGCUAUAGUGUUGGCCUGUAUACCGGCGCUCAUGAGUCAUAGAUUGAUCCCAAAUGACGGAACAGAUGAACAGUUCUGCAUGUUUGACGAAGAAUACAAUCAUUCAUUAUAUCAGAUUUGCUUCUUUCUGUCGUCUUAUGUGAUCCCCAUUUCCAUUAUAUUGAUAUUAUAUAUACUUAUGUUGAAACGUCUUUGGUUUGGUGUCGUCCCCGGCGGACACAUGAGCGCAGAGUCCGUCAGAUCUAAGAAGAGAGUCACGCGAAUGGUUGUCGUCGUUGUCAUCAUAUUUGCCUGUUGUUGGUGUCCAAUAAAC